AUGGAUACUAAUGAAAAUUCAUCAGAAUCAUUCCAAGUGCUAAAAGAUGUAAUGAAAGUUUCAAUUUUAGCAAUGCAUCUUUCUCUUAAAAUUGAUCAUAAAUAUACAUUAGUACUUAUUUGUGCUAAUAAAUCAAAUGUAAUAUUACUUAAUGAUAUUUGUCAAGAAUUAACUAUUACAUUGAAUAAACAAAUUAAUUCAUCAAAUCAAAUAGAAGCACAUGUCAUUGAUGCCUGUUUAACUGUUAAAUCUAGUCUUUUACCUCAACAUACUAUUCGAAUAAUGUUGACAUCAUCAGUAUUUUACAGUGAAAAUUUUCUUAAACUUGAUGCAAUUGAUGAAAUAAAAAAACAAAUUGAAUCGAAUCGUGUUCUUCAUUUUCGAGAAUCAUUAAGUACGGAUGGUAUUAAUUGCUAA
Molecule: messenger RNA, 417 nt
Organism: Rotaria sp. Silwood1
Lineage: Eukaryota; Metazoa; Rotifera; Eurotatoria; Philodinida; Philodinidae
Source: the annotation of a GenBank genome assembly